AUGGAGGAGCAGUCAAUUCCACAGUCCCAGGAGACAAGCAAUGCAGCAAUCAAAGCUCUAUUGAAACGUUUGAAAUCCAACCCAUGUCCCCGCGUCUUGAACCCGCCAAACUGCAAAAAGCGAGCAUCGGUCUCACUUAUCAUUCGUUUCAAGCCACAGCCUAAGGAAAAAGCAACCUAUGAUCCGAGCAGAUGCUCUGUUGCCACCAGAUCAUUCGACGAUUGCUUAGACAAUUUUUUCGACAAUGAAUGGGUAUGCCAUAGUAGUCCGGAGGUGCUGUUUAUUAAACGGGCGGCACGGCUUGGUGAUCGUUGGUCCAACCAGGUAGCAUUGCCCGGUGGAAAAAGAGAUCCUGAGGAUAUCGAUGAUCGCGCAGCAAGUGUCCGCGAAACAUUUGAAGAGACAGGAUUGGAGCUGCAGCAGGACCAUUGCCUGCCUGUAGGUAAUCUGCCAGAACGUCUUCUCACCACGGCUUGGGGCAAGCUGCCUUUUCACCGCGCUUCACUGACCUUUAAAAGCAUAAUGGUGCUUUGUCCCUUCGUCUAUCUUCUCAUGCGUUACGAUACACCUCCACUAGACCUACAGCCCGCUGAGGUUCACUCGGUCCAUUGGGUGUCGCUUCAUAGCCUGCUAGCGCCUGCUUCGCGAACUUGCGAAUAUGCUGACAUUUCAGAUCGGGCCCAGUCUGGCAAUAGCGCUGUAGUGAAGCGUCUCGUUCGUUUGACUUCUGGCCAGAUGGUGUUCAGCGCCGUGGAGCUGCAUCCAUCCGAGAGUACAUUCUCUUCCCUUUCUAAAACCUCUAAUGAUAAUUAUAACCCACAUUCGCGAGAUGAGAGACAAAGACUACUACUGUGGGGCCUGACCUUAGGUAUUGUGGCAGAUUUCCUUCAGUUCUAUAGUCCUGACGCGACUAAACAAUUAUGGCGUUGGCCUACUUUCUCGCACUGGGAUAUCCGCUUCAUCGUUUGGGCCCUGACUCGCUCCUAUCGAGCACGAAAGAUCCGAGAAGCUGAUGUAGUGAAGAACCCAAUUGCAAACGAUGCUAGCUCAUUCUCUUUACAUGGUAUGGAUCCUGCUACCUAUGCCACAUCCAUGGCAGGAGACAAAUUGGGAUCGCGGAUCGGUAUCGCAGGGGGUCACCUUCUAGACGAAUAUUUUGACAACAUGAAGAGGGCUGUAAAUCUAGCACUAGGCAUCAGGGUAGGAGUGCUCUCCUCCGUCUUGGCCUUAAUUGCAUACACAUCCCUCAAAAGACGUCAACAAAGAUGUGCUUUGUGA
Messenger RNA from Bacidia gigantensis, 1278 nucleotides. RefSeq lists its product as uncharacterized. The transcript has 2 exons. The record is from RefSeq and is a predicted model, not a curated record. Gene Ontology annotation, molecular function: coenzyme A diphosphatase activity. Bases 1 to 1278 code for a protein of 425 amino acids. NCBI's taxonomy places the organism in Eukaryota, Fungi, Ascomycota, Lecanoromycetes, Lecanorales, Ramalinaceae.